AUCAACUGCAGUUUUCAAAACUCGGUUGAAUUUUCUCAGCAAGUAUUCGUCCACACAUCAGGCAGUCCAUCAUUCAGCUCCGAUGAGCUUGAAAUAGUUGAAGGGAGCAUUUUGGGAAAGCACUACAAGGUAGAGGCUUUCCUCGGAGAAGGGGGCUUUGGUAUUGUAGCCAAAUGUCGCGACACAACAACCAACCGAGCUGUUGCCAUUAAAGUCAACAAGAGCGACCCUGAUAUUCUGCAACAGGCACAUGUGGAAAUUUUCAUCCUGGAACAGCUGCGAAGGUUGGAUCCAGAUGCCGCCAACAUUGUUCAAUGGAACGGCUUUUUCCACGACGGAGAGCGGGUUUGCCUGAAAUUUGAACUGCUUGAUCAAUGCCUGUGGGACUACAUACGGGACCGGAAUAAACAGGGUCUCCCCAUAAGCGAAGUCAGGCCAAUUUUAGGUCAACUCACAAAUGCUCUGUCCCACCUGAGUUCUGUGGGAAUAGUGCACGCUGACCUCAAACCUGCAAACAUCAUGGUUGUAAACCGCCAUGAGUCUCCCAUCAAAGUCAAACUUAUAGACUUUGGCCUCGCAUGUCCAGCGUCUGCAGUGAUGCCUGGUGAAUUUGUGGGGACGGUUGGUUAUUGUGCACCUGAGGUUAUGCUCGGCCUUCCUUACAAUGAAGCAAGUGACAUGUGGUCUCUGGGGCUGGUAGCUGUGGAGCUUGCUACAGGGGUGCCACUCUACCCUUCGGAGAAUGACUAUGAUUAUCUGAAAUUCAUCAUAGAGACUCAGGGUCAGCCACCAGAUCACGUGCUAGACUCUGGCGUGUACACUGAAGACUAUUUCAUUGGAGAC
This is a messenger RNA of Neolamprologus brichardi, 843 nucleotides long. Lineage: Eukaryota; Metazoa; Chordata; Actinopteri; Cichliformes; Cichlidae. The record is from RefSeq and is a predicted model, not a curated record.